AUGGCCGUCGGCCCACGCGUUUCUAAGGAAGAAUUCAUGCACGCACUGGGGUUAGAUCCUCGCGACUCCCAGCAUGAACAGUACUACCGAGCCAUGCGAGAUGAAGCAAUCAUGGUGUAUAACCACAUGAACCAAGAUACAACGCACCUCCUAGACAGCGUGGCUGCUGAGCCAACCACUCGCCCACCCUUCUUCUGGCACCAUAUCCGACCAGAGCGCCAGCGCUGGGCUAUCCUAGAGAUUUGGCGCAAUGCGGGUCCGCAGACUCGUCCACUAUUUGACCGCGGCGGAACCAAUGGCGAGUACGGUCCCAACUGGGUCGCUGGGUGGUUGCUGUACAGUGUGUUUCGGUCGCGGGAUGUGAGGAAUAAUCGGAAUCGAAGGAAAGGGGAGAGUCAUGCCAGCGAUGACAAGCGGUCUAAACCAGUCGAGGAAGCACCGCCUCCACCGAAGAAGUAUUACGAUCCAGUGCGGAAUGGGACGCUCUAA
Messenger RNA from Penicillium lagena, 489 nucleotides. RefSeq lists its product as uncharacterized. The record is from RefSeq and is a predicted model, not a curated record. NCBI's taxonomy places the organism in Eukaryota, Fungi, Ascomycota, Eurotiomycetes, Eurotiales, Aspergillaceae. The transcript is spliced from 3 exons. Bases 1 to 489 code for a protein of 162 amino acids.